CCGCGCGCGCGGCCCCGCCCGCCUUCCCGCCAUCCCCCGCGGAGGGGAAAAGAUGGCGGCCGCCAUGGCGGCGGGGCUGGGCCGCAAGGCCCCGCGGCUCUGCUGGAAGGCUGCGGAGUCCCUGCUCCGUCCCGGAGCGGCUCUGUCCUGUGUGGUUGUCCCGGUGAGGGGCAGGAGGAGGUGUCCGCGGCUGCCCGAAUGGGCCCGAGAGCUGAGCCCUGAGGAGAAGGAGAGGAGGCUCAGAUCCGCGGCGCCCAUCUUCCCCGAUGAGCGCAUAGAGCGCACCUUCUACUUGGCCUGCACGGCUGAAAUCAUGGAUCCCUACGUCCCUCCCGAGGGCGAUGCCCGCCUGACCUCGCUGUCCAGGGAUGGGGUGAAGCAGCAGAUGCAGAAGCUGAGGCAAACAGCGGCCUCCCAGCUGGCCCUGAGGAAGAUCAAGGAUCACGACCCGGAUUUCAGCACCAAAACCUUCCCAGAGAAAGCCCAGGAGAUAUUUAUUGAAGCUCACAAUUCCCUGGCAAACUUCAACAAGCAGAAACUUCACUCCCUGGUGACCGAGCGCUGCUACCCCGACAUGGUCCGUGGGAACAGGUACAAAACCAUCCGCUGGAGGUUUCUGGAGUCCCUGGAGCCGCCCAGGGUGGUUCACGUGCGCUGUGACAGCAUCAUGAACCGGGGCAACCUCUACGCUCAGGUGACAGUGAGGAUGCACAGCCGCCAGAUUUUGGCCAUCUACGACCGCUUUGGGCGGCUCAUGUACGGCGGGGAGGAGAUUCCCAAGGAUGUUCUGGAAUACGUCGUGUUUGAGAGGUACCUGGUGAACCCCCACGGGACGUGGAGGAUGCACGGGAAGAUCAUCCCAGAGUGGGCCCCGCCCAAGGAUCCCAUCCUGAAGACGGUGAUGAUUCCUGGCCCAGCCCUGGAUCCCUCCCAGGAGCACGAAGAAGUGAAGUAGGAAGUUCUGGAAUGGUGGGCAGGGACAGCAAACAGGCCAGCAGGGAGGCCUGGGAAUAUCUCUUGGAUGUGGCUGUGCCUUCCCUGCGAGCCAAGUGGCUUCAGGAAUGGGCUCCAGUCCCUCCCAGUUUAUCCCUCAAGGAGCCAGAGGGGCUUGGGAGGGGGAUCUGGGUGAGCUCUGGGAAGAGCUGGGCUCCGUCCCAGCAGACUCUGGGUGCUGCCAGCUUCCCCCUCGCUGUGUUUCCGUGAGGAUGAGGAGCCUCAGGAGCAUCCACAGGCCACCCUCUGUCCUGGAAUUCCCUUGGGAGAGCCCCUGGGAGCCUGUCCCGACGUUGGGAUGUUUGUCCCCUCCACGGGAGGUGUCACAGACCUGCUGGUCAGUCAUUAAAAUUCCACCAGCGGCAGUUUUGGCACAAUCAGUGUUGGCACAAUCUUUUCCCAUCCUCUCUCCCUCUCUUUGCUGAUUCCCAAACUCCUGGUUGUUUUUUUUUUUUAACAGAAACCAGGAAAACUUUAAAUCGAGUCCUGUGGGAGGGGGGUGCUGCUGUUAGAGUUGCCCAGAGGAGCUGCAGCACCGCUGAUAAUUGGAUUUAAUUGCGUUUUUGGCUCUUCUCAAGGCAGUUUUUCAAGGGCUGGGUUGGUGAUGGUGGUGCUGUCACUGAGGGACUGGCACCAUCCUGUGGACACGGGGACAUCUGCAGCUGGCCCUGCUUUUCCAGGAUGGCUGCCUUGGGAAAACACUUCUUUUUCCAUGGUUGGGAAUAAACCUGUGAGGCUCCUUCUCUAUUCCUGCUCUGCUCAGCCAAUUCCCCUCACUCACUGAGCAAAAUCCUCCCUGGUCACCCCCAAAAAAAACC
Molecule: messenger RNA, 1811 nt
Organism: Corvus hawaiiensis (hawaiian crow)
Lineage: Eukaryota; Metazoa; Chordata; Aves; Passeriformes; Corvidae
Gene: MRPL45
Product: mitochondrial ribosomal protein L45
Exons: 8
Coding region: 53-955 (300 amino acids)
Cellular component (GO): mitochondrion
Source: RefSeq, a predicted model, not a curated record